AUGCCGCUAAAACGGUCCUUAAGAGAAUCAGUUGAAAGAUUAUCCAGCCUACAAUCAAAAUAUAACAUAUUCACCAGCAUCAACCCAUCGCCCUAUAAAACGAAAAACAAGGAAGGAAAGAACGAAACAUUGACAAAUUACGUUGUCAGUAUUAAGGACAAUAUAGUUACGAAGGACCUUCCAACUACAUGCGGCUCACGUAUCCUUGAGAAUUUCCGAUCCCCAUUUGAUGCAACAGUAGUAAAAUUACUAAAACAAGCAGGUGUGCAUAUCUUAGGUAAGACUAAUUUAGAUGAAUUUGGAAUGGGAUCAGGAGGGAUUCAUUCAAUAAAAGGACCUGUGAUCAAUCCAUUAUAUCCUCAAGAAGACAAGAAGAUAAUGGGUGGUUCGUCUUCGGGAGCUGCUGCUAGUGUUGCUUGCGAUCUCGUAGAUUUUGCUCUGGGAACCGACACCGGUGGCUCUGUUAGAUUACCAGCGUGCUAUGGAUCCGUUUUGGGUUUCAAGCCGUCCUAUGGACGCUUGUCAAGGUUUGGUGUAAUAGCGUAUUCUCAAUCUUUAGACACUGUUGGCAUACUAAGUAAGGAAAUAAAGGUCUUACAAAAAGUGUUCAAUACUCUGGAUAAAUACGAUAAGAAAGAUCCCACUUCCUUGAGCGUGGAACUGCGUGAGCUAAUAGAAAAGAAUAAGAAAACUAAGAAUCACUUAAAAAUAGGAAUUGUAGAGGAAUUCAACCAUGAAAGUCUGCCCAAGGAGUUCCACGAAUUGUACUUUGCUUUCCUAAAGAAACUGGCAAACUUAGGACAUAAAAUAUAUCCUGUGUCCAUUCCGUCAGUAAAAAACAGUUUACCCAUCUACUAUACCCUAUCACCAGCCGAAGCAGCAUCCAAUUUAUCAAGGUAUGACGGCAUCAGAUAUGGAUACAGAGAUUCUGAAAUUGAUAUAAAAGACGGUAUUUUAUUUGCACCCACUAGGUCUGAAUUUGGAAUAGAAGUUAAGAAUAGAAUCAUUUUGGGUAAUUAUAAUCUCUGUUCAGAUGCAUUUAAAAACAACUUUAUUAAAGCUGAAAGACUACGAGUAGAUUUAGUUGAUGAGUUUGACAGUAUUUUCGAAUUUCCGAAUGUUUUGACUAAUUUUCAAGGAAAUCCGGAAGGCUUAGAUAUACUGCUGGUACCUACAUCAUCCAAGCUUCCUGAGUCCAUAAAGGAGUUUGGAGAAGAGGAAACAAAAUCUCCAACUAAUUCGUAUAUCAACGACGUUUUCACAGUCCCCAUGUCACUGGCGGGCCUACCGAGUCUCUCAAUCCCCCUGAAAGAAAAGACUCCAAUUGCUUUGCAGAUAGUAGGCCAAUAUGGUGAUGAUUCUACAGUAUUAGAUUUUGUCGAAUCGUUAUCCUAG
Molecule: messenger RNA, 1395 nt
Organism: Saccharomyces mikatae IFO 1815
Lineage: Eukaryota; Fungi; Ascomycota; Saccharomycetes; Saccharomycetales; Saccharomycetaceae
Gene: HER2
Product: glutamyl-tRNA(Gln) amidotransferase subunit HER2
Exons: 1
Coding region: 1-1395 (464 amino acids)
Biological process (GO): glutaminyl-tRNAGln biosynthesis via transamidation; mitochondrial translation
Cellular component (GO): mitochondrion; glutamyl-tRNA(Gln) amidotransferase complex
Molecular function (GO): glutaminyl-tRNA synthase (glutamine-hydrolyzing) activity
Source: RefSeq, a predicted model, not a curated record